Molecule: messenger RNA, 165 nt
Organism: Symbiodinium sp. CCMP2592
Lineage: Eukaryota; Dinophyceae; Suessiales; Symbiodiniaceae
Source: the annotation of a GenBank genome assembly
AUGGACCAAAACAACGAUGAAUUGAUUCAGAUCAAUUUUGACAUUUUGAUGUACGACUUGCCGUGCAGGUUUCUCAAGAUUGGUGUUUGGGACAAGUUCGGCGAGGAGAAAAUCAACAGUACGGAUCAGCUGCGAGCUCAGGAUGGAAGACCCCGUGCCAUGUGA